CUCCCGACUCCGUAGUAAUCAUGGCGGCGGCGGCGUUCGCGGUCCCUCGGGUGAAACAGAAAGCGGGAGCUACGCGGAGAGGGAGCGAGGAGCGGGGCUGAGGCGGCGCCGUCACUGCCGGGAAACAACCCUAUCAGCGGCCGCGGCGGACCCGGGAACUGGCUCCGCCGCGGAGGGGGCAGAAGGCGACCGGGAACCGCGAAGAGACGCCAGGGACACCCGCCUUCCUCCGCCUCAGAGCGGCGGGACUCGGAGAGUUGGAGGGUUAUCUGGUAUAUUAAUGCCUUAUUGAUAAUGGCAGAACACCCACCACUGCUGGAUACAACUCAGAUUUUAAGUAGCGACAUUUCUCUUCUGUCUGCUCCUAUUGUAAGUGCAGAUGGAACACAACAGGUUAUUCUGGUGCAAGUUAAUCCAGGUGAAGCAUUUACAAUAAGAAGAGAAGAUGGACAGUUUCAGUGCAUUACAGGUCCUGCUCAGGUUCCAAUGAUGUCCCCAAAUGGUUCUGUGCCUCCUAUUUAUGUGCCUCCUGGAUAUGCCCCACAGGUUAUUGAAGACAAUGGUGUUCGGAGAGUUGUUGUGGUUCCUCAGUCACCAGAGUUUCAUCCUGGUGGUCACACAGUCAUCCACCGUUCUCCACAUCCUCCUCUCCCUGGUUUCAUUCCUGUCCCAACUAUGAUGCCCCCUCCACCACGCCAUAUGUACUCACCAGUGACUGGCGCUGGAGACAUGGCAACACAAUAUAUGCCACAGUAUCAGUCUUCACAAGUAUAUGCAGAUGUAGAUGCCCACUCUACACAUGGAAGAUCUAACUUUAGAGAUGAAAGAUCUAGUAAAACAUAUGAACGUUUACAAAAAAAAUUAAAGGAUCGCCAAGGAACACAGAAAGAUAAAAUGAGCAGUCCACCGCCAUCACCCCGGAAAUGCCCUUCUCCCAUAAGUGAACACAAUGGACUGAUGAAAGGGCCGAAUGCCGGAGGUCUAAACACAGGAUCAGCAAGAAACAAGGCAGGAAGAGGAAAAAGUUAUACACAGGUUGACUCAGAAAUAGAAGAAAAAGAUGAAGAGACUAAAGCAUUUGAAGCAUUUCUUUCCAACAUUGUCAAACCAGUGGCCUCAGACAUCCAGGCAAGGACAGUCAUGCUUACCUGGUCACCGCCUUCCAGUUUCAUUAAUGGCGAAACAAAUGAGACUCCUAUGCCAGAGCUCUGCAGUUACGAAAUCCUGGUCUCAAGUACUGGAAAGGAAGGGAGAUACAAAAGUGUUUAUGUAGGAGAAGAAACGAGUGUCACUUUAAAUGAUCUCAAACCAGCCACAGACUACCAUGCAAAAGUGCAGGCAGAGUCCAGUUCUAUAAAGGGAAUUCCUUCAGAAGCCGAGACCUUCACUACCUUGAGCUGUGAGCCUGAUGUACCUAAUUCACCACGGAUAGCCAACCGGACCAAAAACUCACUCACCUUGCAGUGGAAGGCACCUAGUGACAAUGGCUCUAAAAUCCAAAGCUUUAUUUUAGAAUGGGAUGAGGGCAAAGGAAAUGGAGAAUUUUGUCAGUGCUACAUGGGCUCACAGAAGCAAUUUAAAAUUACCAAACUAUCACCAGCAAUGGGUUGUAAAUUUAGAUUAUCAGCCAAAAAUGACUAUGGUACAAGUGAUUUUAGUGAAGAAGUCUUAUAUUACACCUCAGGCUGUGCUCCUUCUAUGCCAGCCAGUCCUGUAUUAGCUAAGGCUGGAGUUACAUGGUUGUCCUUACAAUGGAGUAAACCCUCAGGAACACCAUCAGAUGAAGGAAUUUCUUACAUUUUAGAGAUGGAGGAAGAAACAUCAGGAUAUGGUUUUAAGCCUAAAUAUGAUGGAGAAGAUCUUGCUUACACAGUGAAAAAUCUGAGACGCAGUACAAAGUAUAAAUUUAAGGUUAUUGCUUAUAACUCAGAAGGAAAAAGUAAUCCAAGUGAAGUAGUAGAGUUCACUACCUGCCCUGAUAAGCCAGGAGUACCUGUGAAGCCUUCAGUUAAAGGAAAGAUACACUCACACAGUUUUAAAAUUACUUGGGAUGCACCAAAAGAUAAUGGAGGGGCACCUAUCAAUAAGUAUGUAGUGGAGAUGGCAGAAGGUUCUAAUGGAAACAAGUGGGAUAUGAUAUACAGUGGCGCUACCAGGGAACAUCUGUGUGAUCGACUGAAUCCAGGCUGCUUCUAUCGUUUACGAGUUUACUGCAUUAGUGAUGGAGGACAGAGUGCGGUCUCUGAAUCUUUACUUGUGCAGACUCCAGCUGUGCCUCCUGGCCCCUGCCAACCUCCCAGAUUACAGGGUAGACCCAAAGCAAAAGAAGUCCAGUUACGAUGGGGACCUCCUCUGAUUGAUGGUGGAUCACCCAUUUCUUGUUAUGUGGUAGAAAUGUCUCCCAUAGAAAAGGAUGAGCCCAGAGAUGUUUACCAAGGCCCUGAAGUGGAGUGUACAGUGGGCAGCCUUCUUCCUGGAAAGACAUACAGCUUCAGACUACGUGCAGCGAACAGAAUGGGGCUUGGACCAUUUUCAGAAAAAUAUGAUAUUACUACAGCUCCUGGGCCACCAGACCAGUGCAAACCCCCUCAAGUGACCUGCAGAUCUGCGACUUGUGCACAAGUGAAUUGGGAGAUUCCCUUGAGUAAUGGAACUGAUGUCACUGAGUACCGACUGGAAUGGGGAGGAGUUGAAGGAAGUAUGCAGACAUGUUACUGUGGGCCCAGCCUCAGCUGUGAAUUGAAAGGCCUUUCUCCAGCCACUACCUAUUACUGCAGAGUACAGGCUCUGAGUGCUGUAGGUGCAGGUCCUUUCAGUGACGUAAUAGCCUGUAUGACUCCUCCAUCAGUUCCUGCCAUUGUGACAUGUCUUCAAGAAAUAACUGAUGAUGAUAUAGAAAAUCCCCACUAUUCACCUUCCACCUGCCUUGCAAUUAGCUGGGAAGAGCCUGAUGACCACGGUUCAGAAAUCCUUGCCUACAGCAUAGACCUUGGAGAUAAACAGCCUUUGACAGUGGGAAAGAUUACAAGCUAUAUAAUUGACAAUUUGCAACCAGAUACAACAUACAGAAUAAGAAUUCAGGCCUUGAACAGCCUUGGAGCUGGUCCUUUCAGCCAUAUGAUAAAGUUGAAAACUAAGCCCCUCCCUCCUGAUCCACCUCGUCUGGAAUGUGUUGCCUUUAACCACCAGAACCUUAAGUUGAAAUGGGGAGAAGGAACCUCAAAGACGUUAUCAACAGAUGCUGUACAGUACCACCUUCAGAUGGAGGAUAAGAAUGGAAGGUUUGUUUCCUUGUACAGAGGACCAUGUCAUACAUACAAAGUACAAAGACUUAGUGAGUCCACAUCCUACAAAUUCUGUAUUCAAGCUUGCAAUGAAGCUGGGGAAGGUCCUCUCUCCCAAGAAUAUAUUUUCACUACUUCAAAAUCUGUCCCGGCUGCCUUGAAAGCCCCCAAAAUAGAGAAAGUGAAUGAUCACAUUUGUGAAAUUACGUGGGAAUAUUUACAACCAAUGAAAGGUGAUCCAGUUAUUUAUAACCUUCAAGUUAUGGUAGGAAAAGAUUCAGAAUUCAAACAGAUUUACAAGGGUCCUGAAGCAUCCUUCCGGUAUUCCAGCCUUCAGCUGAACUGUGAGUAUCGGUUUCGUGUGUGUGCCGUUCGCCAGUGCCAAGACCCUGUGGGGCACCAGGACCUAGUAGGUCCCUACAGCACCACAGUGCUCUUCAUCUCCCAAAGGACAGAACCUCCAACCAGCACCAACAGAGACACUGGGGACAGCGUGCGAACCCAGCGCACUCUAAGCGAUGAGCAGUGUGCUGCUGUCAUCCUGGUGUUAUUUGCUUUCUUUUCCAUUCUGAUUGCCUUUGUCAUUCAGUACUUUGUAAUCAAGUGAAAAUAUAACUUUUAUUUUUAACACUGUAUUACAUUUUAUUUUAUCAUGUACUAAAAUUAUUUCUGUAUUGCUUUUACAAAAAUGGUGACAUUCAGCACUGGCAUUGAGACUAUAGCACAUCAUUUUGGUAUUUCAGUGCUUGGAUUGUUAGGUGGCACUGCAUGAGAAUGCAAGCCACAAAUACCAAUUCUUUUGGGGUUUUCUUUUUUUCUUUUUUUUUCUUUUUUUUUGUCGUUGGAACUUUUUCCUAAUUUUUCUUUUUUUCUUUUCCUUUUUCUUUUCUUUUUCUGGAUCUGCCUUCUUGUAGAACAGACUUCCUAAGAGGCAACAUUUAUGAUUUUUUUGACCAGUCAGCAUGAGUGUAACAGUGAUAACCACAUCUGUUUGUUUGAAAGAUGCUUACCAAGUGAAAAUUUCAGAAUGACUAGAAUUUACACUAACAUGCUAUACAAGAAUGUUGCAGUCUGAGGCUGUGAAAGCAAUCUCGUGCUGUAUUUCUACCUCCUCAUGUGUCUUAACUGUUUGGUAAGGGGAUUAUGAUGAGUAACUGGAGGGGCUUAGCAAGCAAAAACUGGAUGAAAGAGUAGCAGUGACAGAGAAGCUUCUUCUUUGAUAAAUGUGGAGUUCUUCAUUCCAAAGAUAUGUGGAUUCAAAAAUAAGUCAAAGAAAGCACAGGCCUAAAAGUGUCUAUGUUUACUUGAAAAGUAUCUCUUCAGUCUUGAGAAUAUGGAAAAGAACAGAAGCUUUUAGAUCAUAACUUUUAAAAACUAACUCUGAAUUUGUAACCCCCUUGAACUUCUGUUUUCUGAGCCUUUGAAUUAUAUGUAUGUGUGUUAAGGGCGUACAUGUACAGAGGAGGCUGUGUGCAGACUAAGUAGGAAAUACAUAUACGCACUCAUUCCAUCUCUGAUAUAGGCUAACUUUGAAGGACUCUCACAGGUUUUGCAGCUUCUCCCAUAACUACUGCCAUUGCCAUCAGAAUUUACAAUCAAUCUCAGCCUUUUCAUUUGGGGUACCAAAUCUGAAGACAAAAUUAAUUUGCACCAGUAAACUUCAAGCUGCUUUCGUUCUUGAAAAACUAAUGUUUAAUGUAUAAUGUCUGUUUGGAUACUGUUCCAAAUUGUUGAUUGCAUGUGGUUAAUGUUGCAUUAGAGCACUUUGCAAUUGCAUAAUUCAUUAAUGUUUUGUGAGCUUGCAUUUGUGAGUUUUGGGAUGCUCAGAUUGAAUUUUGUCAAGUAUCACAUUGUACAUCUCACCUAGAUGUCGAUGACUGCCAGUAAUAUUACAGUCUGUAAUGAAUUUAUAUGAGAUUUUUGUUUAUCACAUCUGUUACCUGUAAGACACCUGUAACUAGCUUCUUUAAUUUAUUAUUCGAAUUUUAGAAUAGUGAGUCACUAAUUUUUAGUUGCAGAGGGUUGCAUUUUAGUGAUUACUAAGCACUUCUGUCUGUCAAAAAGGAACAUAUGUUUUGUGCUUUGAAGAUCUCUGAAGAAUUUCCCUUAUAAUAGAAUGGGCAUGUAUCGUAAUUGUUUUAUGUCAAAUGAUCUGUGCUGUAGAAAAAAAACAUUAACCUUUGUUCAAAAAAGAAGCGGAUAAACUUGGCCUUUCCAAGCGGUAAGAAAACCCUGUCACUAUAAUAUACUGUAUGUUUACAUUUUAUUUAAUCUCUUAUGAAUAGGGUGAAAACUUGCCCCCAAACAACAGCAAUUACAAUUGUUUUCUAGAAACUUCUUAAAAGUGCCACAUUUGGCAGUACAAAUGAGUUUGAGUGUAAGAGCCCAGAGAUUUCUAUAUAGUUGAAUGUCUAAAAUGGUAAACCGUGCCACACAGUGGCUUAUGUUUUUCAUAGUAAUUCAGAUGAACUCCUAUUUUUGAUAGUAAAUGUCAUUUAAUAGUGUACUUGCCAUUUGAGCCUCACUGCAAAAUUAGUGCAGAGGAGAAAACAAUUUUUAAUGUAAUCUUGAUUUUACCUCAUAUACUGUACAUUCCAAAAACUCAACUUUUUAAAGAUUAUAGAUACACUACCAAACAUAUCACCUGAAAAUUGUAUAAGGUUGAGCUUCAUACAAGAUAAAAAAUAUAAUCUCAUAAGAAUACAUGAACUAUGUAGCAGAAGUAUCUGUAAAAUCCAUGGAAAAUAAAAGUUGUAUCAUUCUUUUUUGAGA
Molecule: messenger RNA, 6056 nt
Organism: Nannospalax galili (Upper Galilee mountains blind mole rat)
Lineage: Eukaryota; Metazoa; Chordata; Mammalia; Rodentia; Spalacidae
Gene: Fndc3a
Product: fibronectin type III domain containing 3A
Exons: 26
Coding region: 295-3891 (1198 amino acids)
Molecular function (GO): protein binding
Source: RefSeq, a predicted model, not a curated record